AUCUAAAACAAAAGCACUUGUAAAAUUCAUGUGCACAUUUUGGCACAGUGACACCAAAGAAACGCCUCUAAUCCGCAGUCGCCGUCUUGCCUCCCUCAACCUGUAACCGCCGCUCGCCGACCGCCGUCCUCCGGGAAGUCCGGCCACCUCCUCCUACGGUUUGAAACUAAAGAACAACAUUUGGUUGGAGUGUCAUCUUGCGUUGCACGAUUAUUACCCUUCCCCUACCAAUUGUUCAAUUGUAUGCUCCAACCAUGGACAAUAUGAAGAAUGAUGAAGCCCAAGAUCAGAAGCAUGAUGAACUUGCUGAAUCACUUAAUGAUCUCUUCACCAGUAUUUCCACCAUGAUCAAAUCAGAGCUUCAGGGGACUAAUAAUCAUCUGGAGCUUCUGGAGAAGAUGAACCUGAGGGUGGCAGAAGAGUACAAAGGGUUUGGUGAUUUGGCUUCAGGGUUGAGGGUUUUUGUGGAGCAGUUGAAAUGCAAGAGUGGUAGCUUUAAUGAAUAUGUUGAGCAGAUUGAUGCCAUAGAGAAGCAAGUGACUGAGUUUGAAGCUGUGGUCUCUAUGCUUGAUAAAUAUGUGGCUUUGUUGGAAUCAAGAGUGCUAUCUGUGUACCAACACAAAACCCAUCUUCCGAAUUGAUAAUAAAUGUACAAGUUGAGAUAAUGUGUGGGACAAGAUGACAAUCUCCUAUCAUCUUUUGUUUUACUUAUUUUGCUAUCAAUGUUUGAGAUUCUCAAAUGAUCUCUCUUCCCUUCAGUAUUUGGAUUUACUACCUGAAAGAAAGCAUUAGAGAGAUUGACAAAGUGAAUUUCAUCAUUGUUUAGACUUCAGACUGAAUACAAUCACCAAUGUUUAUAUACAGAGAUACACUUCACAUUA
Messenger RNA from Lotus japonicus, 881 nucleotides. RefSeq names its product biogenesis of lysosome-related organelles complex 1 subunit 2. Lineage: Eukaryota; Viridiplantae; Streptophyta; Magnoliopsida; Fabales; Fabaceae. The transcript has 3 exons. The record is from RefSeq and is a predicted model, not a curated record. The coding region runs from base 255 to 641 and encodes 128 amino acids.